CUAUUGGUAUAAAAAGGAUAGAAAGCUGACACAGACACACACAGAUACAUUAUAAUCCGCAAACUAUUCCAGGGAAAAUGGUUUUCAAAAUUGCACUUCUCUGUUUCUACAUAUUCCACGUAGGCUCUGGUUAUGCUGUUCCAGAAGCGGAAUCAGGAAAUGAUUUAGCUGCUCCAGAACUACCGUUGUAUUAUUUCGACAGCAGUGCCUACUACUUCCAGAAAUUCUUUAGGGCGACACAGCAACAAGGUGAAUUAUUUUGCAAAAAUCUGAAUAUGGAAUUGGUUGAUGUUCAAAGCAAGAGAGAAAAUGAUUAUUUGUUUGACACCAUUGCUUCUCUGGUUGACUACGUGAACACCGACUUUUGGACGUCCGGUGUACAGUCGGGCGACAUUUGGUACUGGACAUCAACCGGCCAACCUUUCUCGUACACCAAUUGGGGCUCUUCCAAAGGUAGCGGUAACUGCCUGAACAUAAGCUAUGACAGUUCCGUCAACUCUAUGUCCUGGGACAAGAGCGACUGCACCGAAACAAAAUAUGUUAUUUGCGAAGGCGAAGGACAUCCUGUAACUACCACGACCACGACUACGACCACGACCACUCUGGAGCCUCCUACUUCUCCAGAUGCCUUCUGAAGAUGACAAUAUCUAAUCUGUGAUUCUCAUUGUGAAAAUAAUAAAUGAUUUAUUCAAAAUAUCGCUUUUCAGUAUGUGAAUUUUUUUUGUAACAUGACUAUAUAUGCAUCAUACCAGGUGAUUCUCUAAUAAGUUGGUUCACUCUGUUACGAGUGUGAUUUAGAAAAGCUGAUUUCCAAAGAU
Phaedon cochleariae (mustard beetle) is the source of this 818-nucleotide messenger RNA. The record is from the annotation of a GenBank genome assembly. Lineage: Eukaryota; Metazoa; Arthropoda; Insecta; Coleoptera; Chrysomelidae.